AUGCGGCGAGUUAAGAAAUCUCGCAAUGGCUGUGCAAGAUGCAAGAGCAAAAGGGUCAAAUGCGGGGAAGAAAAACCACACUGCAAUCGAUGCACUCGGCUUGGAGUGAAGUGUCCUGGAUAUGUCCAAUCUCUGCGCUGGGUGACCAAGUUUCAACAGACCGACAAUGAGUUGGCAGACAAUCCUGAAGAUUCUGUUACCACCCCAGACCAAUCUACAAAUCGUCGUUCUUCUACCUCUCCUAAGCAGCCAGUUUUUGUCAAUGCGUCACCACCAAUUCCGUUGGCUUCAGACACUAGCGACUUGAGUCUUAACACUCCCCAGGAAAGUACCGAAUCGAGAAAUCCAGAAGCCAAUGUCGCAAGUGUGAUGUGCGAUAACCUGUGGAAUCUUCAGGGCAUGGGCUCUUUGCCGGAGUUGACAGAUCUUUGUCCUCCGUCGCCAUCGACAUCACCUUCAAUAUCAGUUCCACGUCCAGAAGACUCGAUGUUCAACUUUGGAACACCGACAAAUCACACGAGCUUCUUUUCGCUGGCAGCAUCAGCGCUUCAGGAUAAACAACAUCAUUAUCCCGGCUUCUCGCCUUCAUCAAUCGUGCGCAGAUAUCCUUCUUCCCAUCCUAAACCGCCUCCCCACGAUUUCUCCUCUGUUCCCCAACCCUUGAACAAUCCGUCAUGGACGUUGAUUGAAUAUUACUUCAAAGAGGUGGCAGCGCUGUUUUCCAGUUACGGUAGCCAGAUGAACCCCUUCCGAUCGACCGUGUCACGCCUAUGGGGGUCAUCGCUGGCCAUGUGCAAGACGAUGCAAAGCAUGGCGGCGGCCACCCUAGUGCACGAUUUUCCUGAAUUUGGCCCGGUGGGACAACGCAUGCGCGAUGAAGCAGUUGAAAUCAUUUCCAAAGAAACCAUAAUGGACGACAAAUCGCUCUUGGCGUUGCUCAUGCUUGGUCAGACGGCCAGUUGGCAUGACUCUAGAGACCUGGGCGUUUCGUUCUUCAAUCUACUUCGGAAACACCUAGAUGCCAAAGUUGCUGAAACGCCGUGCCAGAACCGUGGUAACAACCAUCAGUUCUUUGAGGAGGCUCUCAUCUACUGGGAGAUGCUACUCUCCUUUGUUGCGGACGAUUCAGCCGUACUCUCGGGGAAAUCAGCUUCGGAAAUGACCGAGUCGGUUGUCCUCCAGCGGGUGCCUCAUCCUUGGACAGGGAUUGCACGCGAUACUCAAUUCACUGUUCAGGAAGUUGGGCGGCUAGUUUGCUCCGAGAGGAAGCGGGUUCGCUGUAGAAAGUUUACCUCGGAAGCAGAUAUUACCCAAGCGCAGAUGGCCAUUGUCAAGGCCCAGGAAUUGGAAGAAAGACUCCUUGGCCUGGCCCAUCCCACGGAGGGCGAGAUUGUUAGUCCAGGGGACGAUGAAACGCCGGUCUGGCAUCUUCUCACUAUGGCGGAGGUAUAUCGCUGUACAGGCCUCUUACAACUAUAUCGGGUCUUUCCCGACUUGUUACGCCGCCGAUUACCCUCGCACCAGACAUCGCCUUCACAGUCUGGUCAACAGCCCGCCACCGCAGCUCCUCGGGAUCUAUUUUUCAGUCUAGGUACUGAUCCAAUCAUGGAAAGUAUGCCAUGGUUCUCCGACGCUCCAUUGAUGCAACCGGAGAGCAACACAACUUCACAUCCAGCAGGCACAACCAAGGAAGAUCCGGAACUGUACUACUGCACUUGGUUGGUUGAAUUCGCACUCACCACUCUAUCCCGCCUCAAGACCAUUCCUUUCGAAUCGCGCACCCGAUGUCUUCAACCGUUUCUGCUCGUGGCAUUGAGCAGCGAGCUUCGGCUACCUCAAAUGACACCAUCAGGACCUAUUUCCGACGUUGACGGACCGCAGCUCUCAUCACAUGCCAUUGAGGUCUCCAGAACGCGCCGCUUCAUUCUCGGGCGGCUGACCUCGUUUCUGCACGUCCUUCCCCCGAAACCAAUCGGCGUCUGUCUUCAACUUGUACGAGAAGUGUGGAGACGCUUGGAUGCUGGCGAAUCCAACGUGUAUUGGAUGGAUGUCAUGAUCGAGAAAGGUUGGGAGACAACGAUGGGUUAG
Aspergillus clavatus NRRL 1 is the source of this 2088-nucleotide messenger RNA. RefSeq lists its product as uncharacterized. The transcript is spliced from 2 exons. The record is from RefSeq and is a predicted model, not a curated record. Gene Ontology annotation, molecular function: transcription cis-regulatory region binding; zinc ion binding; DNA-binding transcription factor activity, RNA polymerase II-specific. Gene Ontology annotation, biological process: positive regulation of transcription by RNA polymerase II. Gene Ontology annotation, cellular component: nucleus. Bases 1 to 2088 code for a protein of 695 amino acids. Lineage: Eukaryota; Fungi; Ascomycota; Eurotiomycetes; Eurotiales; Aspergillaceae.